Messenger RNA from Miscanthus lutarioriparius, 435 nucleotides. The record is from the annotation of a GenBank genome assembly. Lineage: Eukaryota; Viridiplantae; Streptophyta; Magnoliopsida; Poales; Poaceae.
AUGCCAUUUUUCGACGAUCUGGAGUUCGACCGCAACAUCCUGGAGGUCGAGCUGAUGACUGGGCGGGCCUUCCUAUCCCGCGCCGAGGCGAAAGCCGGGGCGGAGGGCGCGCGGGGCCUCGCCGUCAGGGCGUGGAUUGACAACUUCAGGAGAGUCACGGCGUUUGCCGAGGGCGUCCUCGACGGCUUCGAGCGCCGCCGCCGCGAGUCCGAGGACGACCAUCAGGCCCAGACGCCGGCGGCGCGCGCGCGCAGGGCGCUGAGGUACUUGACCCUUCAGAACCCGGCCCUAGUCCGGCGCGCCGCGGCUAGGGACGUGCGGAGGGCGCUCACGCGCGUCCAGACGGUGGUUCGGGUGGUGUACAAGAGCGGCCUGCUGGACGCCGCGCAGCCGCCGGAGGCCUUGUUCCGGCAGACGAACUCGCUGAUGACCUGA